AUUCAUGCAGAGCUUCGAAUCCAUCACAGACCAAGCCUACUUCUUUCCAACAAAGUAAUUAACCAGCAUUUGCCCGUCUCCAACAGUCCCUUGGGAUAGUUUUCUUGAUUAUUUCCCAUAUCACUGUAAUCCCGAAGCGUUAGUCAUAUUUGAUUGUAUGCAUUUUCUUUAGCUGUAUACGCUUGAACCACCAUUCACAUUUCGUCAACCUUUUAGCAGAUCACGUUCGAGAAUUAGUUUGAUCGAUCAUGGAUCGCGUGGCCAAACUGGCAUCACAAAAGGCGGUGGUGAUCUUCAGCAAGAGCUCGUGUUGCAUGUGCCAUGCAAUCAAGAGAUUGUUCUACGAGCAAGGGGUUAGCCCAGCAAUCUACGAGCUGGAUGAAGAUGCCAGAGGCAGGGAAAUGGAGUGGGCUCUAAUGAGGCUAGGCUGCAACCCACCGGUUCCGGCAGUGUUCAUUGGGGGAAAAUUUGUUGGCUCUGCCAACACCAUCAUGACCCUCCAGCUCAAUGGUUCCUUGAAGAACUUGCUCAAAAAUGCAGGAGCCAUAUGGCUUUGAUUAGACCGGAUGUUGCUUCUGAUUUCUAAGUGAAAAAUAACUCUGUAUUUUCCUUUAUAUUAGCAUACCUAGCCGGCUAGACCUUGUACCGACAAUAAUCUAUAGAGUUUAAUGUAUCAUAUAAUAUAUAUACUUGUCAUGCUUUGAAACUUUUA
This is a messenger RNA of Theobroma umbraticum, 712 nucleotides long. RefSeq names its product Glutaredoxin family protein. Lineage: Eukaryota; Viridiplantae; Streptophyta; Magnoliopsida; Malvales; Malvaceae. The record is from RefSeq and is a predicted model, not a curated record.